AAAUUGUUAUUAUUUUUAAAAAUCUAUUUUUUUGGUCUGGCUACCCACUAGUCCAGUUAAUUGUUUGAGGCCAAGCAUGGUGGCUCACACCUGUAAUCCCAGCACUUUGGGAGGCCAAGGUGGGUGGAUCACUUGAAGUCAGGAGUUCGAGACCAGCCUGGCCAACAUGGCGAAACCCCGUCUCUACUAAAAACACAAAAUUAGCCAGGCAUGGUGGCUCACACCCUGCAGUCCCAGUCACUUGAGAAGCUGAGACAUGAGAGUCACUUGAACCCAGGCAGCAGAGGUUGCAGUGAGCUGAGAUCACGCCACCACACUCUAGCCUGGGUGACAAGAGUGAAACUCCAUCUCAAAAAAAUAAAAUAAUUAGGCAUUUGCCACUUCCAAAAGAAAAAUCCAUUUUUAAAUGUAUAUGCUAACUCCCCUAUUCUUUCUUCUUUUGUGUUUUAUAGAUAUAUUAUUCUUUCUGUUCUUACUGUUUUUGUUUCUUAUUUCACUGAUUUCUGUGAAUUCACAAAUUCGUGAAAGAAGACCUGGUUCUAUGUUGUGUAUGUGUGUGUUCCUCUUCUGACCUCUUGAGUUGGACAGUUCAGUCAUUUAUCUGAGAGUUAACAGGUCAAGACUCUGAUCUUAAAGGAAAACAUUAAGACAACAGAUAAACAUCCUGGUAGAGGACCCUGGCCCCAAGGUGGUCUCCAGUCUCCUGUUUAUGAUUAGAGGAUUAGGGCUGGGAGCGCUGGGAAUACGUGUGGUUAGGGGAAAUAAACAGAGGGUUUUCUGACACUUCCCAAUCUAUAAAUUAUAAUGCCACCUUCACAGGUGAGGCAGAGCUUUGGGGAGAUUAGGUGAUAGUUCUUCGUGUGUCAGAGAGACAGGCUUGCUCUGUCACCCAGGCUGGAGUGCAAUGGUGUGAUCUCGGUUUACUGCAACCUCUGCCUCCUAGGUUCAAGCAAUUCUCCUGCCUCAGUCUCUUAAGUAGCUGGGAUUGCAGGCAUGCACCACCACACCCGGCUAAUUUUGGUAUUUUUAGUAGAGACAGGGAUUCACCAUGUUGGUCAGGCUGGUCUCUAACUCCUGACCUCGUGCUCUGCCACCUCGGCCUCCCAAAGUGCUGGAAUUAUAGGCGUGAGCCACCACACCUGGCCAGGUUACAGUUUUUUAUCCAAGAUUUCAGAGGGGAGAAGUUAAUCAUGAGAGAGAGAGAGAGAAAAGAGAGGAGAGAGAAUCCAAAGACAAGUCAGACACUGGAGGUGGGAUGAGAGACAGGACUGGGUGUUAUGGGCAGAGGAGGUGAGGUCACUGAGGUCAGGAGAGAAGCCAAAAUAGACAAAGAAAGAUGACAACUCACAGCUCAGGAGAGGCAGGGAAUCGGGUCAGGACAGGGAUCAGGAGCAGUAUCUUGAGUGGAAGAGGGCUGGGAACUGACAUUCAUUCAUUCAUUCAUUCAUUUAUGUAUAUACGUAUGUACGUUUUGAGAUAGGGUCUCACUCUGUUGCCCAGGCUGGAGUGCAGUGGUAGGAUCACAGCUCACUGCAGUCUUCACCUUUUGGACUCAAGUGAUCCUCCUGCCUCAGCCUCCUGAGUAGCUGGGAAUCCAGGCACAUGCCACCACACCUUGCUAAGUUUUUGUAUUUUUGGUAGAGAUGGGAUCUUGUCAUGUUGCCCAGGCUGGCAUCAAACUCCCAGGCUCAAGCGAUCCUCAACUGUGGCCUCCUAAAGUGCUAGGAUUACAGGCAGGAGCCACUCACUGCACCUGGCCUAUUUAAGACCGGAUCUCACUGUCACCCAGGCUGGAGUGCAGUGAUGUGACCAUAGCUCACUGCAGCCUCAACCUCCUGGGCUAAAGUGGUCCUCCCGCCUCAGCCUCCUGAGUAGCUGGGACUGCACGUGCGCUCCAGCACACCCAGGUAGAUUUUGUAUUAUUUUUUGUAGAGACAGGAUCUCGCCAUGUUGCCCAGACUACAUCUACUUAUUAAGCAUUUAGCAUGUAUCAAUUUUAGUGAUUUGCAUUGUUCUAGAAAAUCACAUUCAUCUAAGUUUUGGAAUUUUUUGUAGGGAAUUUCUGCAAAAUGAUAUCUUGACUCUCCAUUCUUCCUUCAUCUAUGGGCCUUUUCUCUUGUCAUUUCUUAUUCAGGGCAGCCCAAAGGUUAUCCAUUUUUAUUAGCCCGAGUCAUAUGAAACCCUGUUGUCUUGGUCAAAAAGUCGAAUCGUGGCCAUUUCAUGUGAUUCAACCUAAUGUUAUUUGCCAGGCGUUUUGCACCUGUGAUCUCAUUUAACACCCACAAAGGCCAUAUGAGGCAGGACAAUUGUCACCACUUCCUAGGCGAGGUGUCUGAAGCUCAGAGAGGUUAACUAACUUGUCUCAGAACACCUGAUACAUAAUAGGGUAGAGAUAUAAAUGCAGAUUCUUUUGAGGUUCUUUCUGCUUCGUCCUGGCAAUUGCUGCUGAGAGCCUCAGGAAACAUCACACCUGUGACAAGCUUAGAAAGGCCCCCUCUGCAGGGGAUCUUUACAUCCAGGCCAGGAGAGGAGGUUUGCAGGGGCCUCUGGGAGAGGCACUGGGGAGUUUGUCAUCAUCUUUGGGCAGCCAUGGGUUGGGUGUGGAGCCGAUGGGGUCAAGGACGAGGGGUCAUAAAGUUUCUAUGAAAGGCACCUGUAGACACUGAAGGGAUGAGAAGGAGACCCCUACCCCCUGGGGCUUCCAUUUCAGUGCUCCCAAAGUCUCAUGUGAAGAGAUUUAACCAUUUGAAACAGUAAGUGAAAUUAAAGAGUUCUGGCCAGUUGCAGUAGCUCACACCUGUAAUCCCAGCACUUUGGGAGGCCAAGGCAAGCAGAUCACCUGAGGUCAGGAGUUCACAACCAGCCUGGACAACGUGGUGAAACCCCAUCUCUACUAAAAAUACAAAAAUUAGAUGGAUAUGGUGAACACCUGUAAUCCUAGUUACUUGGGAGGCUGAGGCAGGAGAAUCGCUUGAACCCAGGAGGCGGAGGUUGCAGUGAGCUGAGAUCCUGCCACUGCACUCUGGCCUGGGCGACAGAGAGAGACUCCAUCUCAAAAAUAAAAUAAAAGUUCUGACCAGAGGAAAGGAGAGCAAGCCUGCCUUUCACCAUCCCGAGCCAAAAUGGGGCCCGAUCACAGAACUGCCCAUCUCCCUGGGGGAGGGGCCAUGUGUCCUCUGCUUGGUGGCAGACACUAGCUUCCAGCCAUCACCUUACUUUCCCUACUUUUCAUCUGAGAAUUAUUUGGGAAAAUGGCAGACCCAAUUUUCAAGGAAUCUCAUUUAUUUCCGAGAUUUAAGUCUAGAAGAGCUGGGCAAAAUAAGGUAAGACACAGGACGAAUGAAAGUUUUUGUCAGUGAGCCUUCUGCAUUUGUGACUUUUUUUUGAGAUGGUGUCUCACUGUCACUCAGGCUAGAGUGCAGUGGUGCCAUUGCAGCUCAAUGUAACCUCAGCCUCCAGGGUUGAAGCAAUUCUCGCGCCUCAGCUUCCCAGUAGCUACAAUUACUGGCAUGCGCUGGCAUGCCGGCUAAUUUUUUUAUUCUUAGUUGAGACGGGUUUCACCAUGUUGGCCAGGCUGGUCUCGAACUCCUCUCCUCAAGUGAUCCACCUGCCUUAGCCUCCCAAAGUGCUGGGAUUACAGGCAUGAGCCACUGUACCUGGCCAGUAUUCUUGUCAAAAUGGCUUGACAACCCUAUUGCUGUCCAGGUUUGUCCCCCUGGUGGGACCAGAUUGGUAUGUGGGCUGGUCUUCCUCUCACUGGGGUGCCCAGGGCUGGGGUGGCCCUCCCAGAAAAGCAGGUAAUUAGGGAUAAGUUCUCAUGGUCCUGGCAGGUUUGGAAGUAGGAGGCCACUGUGGGUGAGAGGGGUGGGAAGGAGGCAGGGGGCUGGAGAAAGGGGCUGCUGUGAGCAAAAUCUCAGGGGUCGCAGAGAGAAAAGAGGAUGCUCAAGGUAUGAUCUGGCUGAUGGGGCUGAUAUGAGGUGAAGGAGUCAGGGACUGAGGGCUGGGUGCUGAGGGGGAGUUGGGGAAUCUUUGGAGGAGGUAACCCCAGGGCACCCAGCCUCAGUCCUUCCAGUCUCUAUGGAAGCCUCUGCCCCAUUCCCACCUGUGCAUGGAGGGAGCCUCUCACCCACAGUCCCCACUCCUGAGUGGACAAGGCCUGCCUGCCUGCCGCUGCCUCCUCCACACCCAUGCGGCCCAGGGCUCCCAUGGCCAGGCACGUCUGAGGAGGAGCCGGGACUCGGGCUUGUGUUUUCCAGGCUGUUUUGCUCUGAGUGGCCCCCACACUGUGGCAGGUCCCCUGGGGGGAUCGCUGAGCGUGCAGUGUGGGUAUGAGGAGGAACACAGGACUCUCAAUAAAUACUGGUGCAGAGCACCGUGGACUAUCCGAUGUACCAAGAUUGUGGAGACCAGAGGGUCAGCAGAAAAAGUGGGGAACAGCCGAGUGUCCAUCAAGGACCAUCCUGCAAACCUCAGCUUCACAGUGACCCUGGAGAAUCUUACAGAGGACGACGCAGGCACAUACUGGUGUGGGGUGGAUACACCAUUGCUCCAAGACCUUCGUGAUCCCUUCAUUAAGGUUGAGGUGUCCGUGUUCCCAGCAUCAACGUCAGUGACACCUACUAGUGUCACUGCAGCCAGGAUCUCAACAAUCACAACUGCAUUUCCCCCUGUGCCAUCCACUACCCUGUUGACAGUGAGUGCCACCCACAGUACCAGCAUCCAGGGGGACAAUGAGGAGGUCGUGAACUUACAGCUCCCGCUGCUCCUCUCCCUGUUGGCGUUGUUGCUGAUUCUGUUGGUGGGGGCCUCCCUGCUAGUAUGGAGGAUGUUUCAGAAAUGGGUCAAAGCUGGUGAACAUUCAGAGCUGUCCCAGAACCACAGGCAGGCUGCCGAGGAGAGUGAGCAGCACUACGCGAAUCUGGAGCUGCUGACGUGGCCUCUGCAGGAAGAGCCAACACCACCAACGCAGGUGGAAGUGGAAUACAGCACCGUGGCUGCCCCCAGGGAAGAACUUCACUAUGCUUCAGUGGUGUUUGACUCCCGGACUCAGAAUUCUGAGGCCAACAGGAUAGCUGCUCAGAGGCCCAGGGAGGAGGAACCAGAUUCAAAUUACAGUGUGAUAAGGAAGACAUAGGCCUGCCUCACUGUCUGCCCCAGGAAGCCCAGGGACGGCUCCCUUAUCCCUGGCCCACGUCCUCCUCAGCCUGCCCUCAAUGACAGUGACCAACAGACAAGCAGCUGGGUUCCCCAGGCCAUCCCUCUGGUGCCAUCAGGUUGGCUGGCUUCCCUGAGGGCCGGCAGAGCUGGGGGUUCUGGGGAGCAGUAGGAAGCGCUCCCAGCCACCAGUACCUGUUGCCUCUUUCCCCUUUGUCCCAGCUUCAUCCUGGCUUCGUGUGUGGAGGACAAAGCUCCUUCCCGUGUGGCUCCAGGAAAAGAUGUGGCUCACAUAGGUGGCACCUGCCAAGAGCUUUGUCAAUUACAGCCCCAUAGGAACGUCUGGAAUUGCUUGGGAGUUGGGGAGAACUGGCAAGAAGAGCCAAAGCAGCAGUCUUUUCACAUGGGACCAUGGUGGGGGGACCCCGGGCGGAGUCCACUAAUGAUCAAGUCCCUCCCCAUCUCAUAGACAAGGAAACCGAGGCCAUGGGGAGAGGAUUGCUCGUGGCUCCAGAACCAGUGGCAAGUUUCUCGGGACUCUUAGGUUUAUUUUUAACAUGAGAUAUAAAAACAGUUUCAAAUAUCUUCUUAAGGGAGAAGUAAAAAGUUAUUUAAACAAUG
Molecule: messenger RNA, 5775 nt
Organism: Callithrix jacchus (white-tufted-ear marmoset)
Lineage: Eukaryota; Metazoa; Chordata; Mammalia; Primates; Cebidae
Source: RefSeq, a predicted model, not a curated record